CCCCUAUGCCAUCUUCGUUGCUCUUUAAAAACCCCCAUCCAUCCUCGAUCAUACAUUCCCAUGCCAACAAAAUUAUAAGCUACUGAGUGAGCGCCGUACACUUUGAGAUUCAAUUCCGGCCAGCCCCCUUAAUUCACGUUCCAAUACGUACUAUACUAUUCGAGCAACAUCAAACUUAUCCGUCAUACAAUUCAAGGGAUCGGACCCAAAGAUUAUUUUUUAGAUACGUACUAGCAGCGAUGGGGGACACCGCCGCCGGGACAGGACCGAAAACGGAGAACUCCGGCAACAACAAUAAACUCCCGAACUUCCUGCUAUCAGUAAGGCUCAAGUACGUGAAGCUUGGGUACCAUUACUUGAUCAGCAACGCCAUGUACCUGCUCCUGGUCCCGCUGCUCGCCGCCGUUUCCGCCCAUCUCUCCACUCUCUCGGUGGACGACCUGGUGCACCUGUGGCGGCAGCACCUCAAGUUCGAGCUCGUCACGGUGGCCGUCUGCUCGGCUCUCGCCGUCUGCUUGGGGACGCUCUACUUCUCCACCCGGCCGAGGAAGGUGUACUUGGUCGACUUCGCGUGCUACAAGCCCCCGCCCGAGGUCAUGUGCCCCAAGCAACUCUUCAUGGACCGCUCCAAACAGGCCGAUGUUUUCACCGAGGAAAACCUCUCCUUCCAGAAGAAGAUUUUGGAGCGGUCCGGGUUGGGGGAGAAGACCUAUUUCCCGGAGGCCCUUCUCCGCCUGCCCCCCAGUCCCAGCAUGGCGGAGGCCAGGAAGGAGGCGGAGAUGGUGAUGUUCGGCGCCAUUGAUGAGCUGCUGGCUAAAACCGGGGUCAACGCUAAGGAUAUUGGGAUCCUUGUGGUCAACUGCAGCUUGUUCAACCCUACUCCCUCCCUUUCUGCCAUGAUAGUCAACCAUUACAAGCUUAGGGGAAACAUUCAGAGCUAUAACCUGGGUGGCAUGGGCUGUAGUGCUGGGCUCAUUUCUAUACACCUUGCCAAACAGCUCUUACAGGUGCACCCUAACUCGUAUGCCCUAGUAGUGAGCAUGGAAAACAUAACUCUCAACUGGUACUUCGGCAACAACCGAUCCAUGCUUGUCUCCAACUGCAUCUUCCGCAUGGGUGGGGCCGCCAUCCUGCUCUCGAACCGGUCCUCGGACCGGCGGAGGUCCAAGUACCAGCUGGUCCACACCGUCCGCACCCACAAGGGUGCGGACGACCGCAGCUACUCGUGCGUCUUCCAAGAAGAAGACGAGAAGCGAGAGGUGGGGGUGGCGCUCUCGAAAGACCUGAUGGCGGUCGCAGGGGAGGCGCUGAAGACGAACAUCACCACGCUCGGCCCCGCUCGUGCUCCCGAUGUCGGAGCAGCUCCUGUUCUUCGCCACGCUGGUCGCCCGGAAGGUGAUGAAGCUGAAGAUCAAGCCGUACAUCCCGGACUUCAAGAUGGCGUUCGAGCACUUCUGCAUCCACGCGGGAGGGAGAGCGGUGCUGGACGAGCUGGAGAAGAACCUGGACCUGAGCGAGUGGCACAUGGAGCCGUCCCGAAUGACACUUUACCGGUUCGGGAACACGUCCAGCAGUUCGUUGUGGUACGAGCUGGCUUACGCUGAGGCUAAGGGGAGGAUCCGGAAGGGUGACCGGACGUGGCAGAUUGCGUUCGGGUCUGGGUUCAAGUGCAACAGUGCGGUGUGGCGGGCCUUGAGGACCGUUGACCCUUCUAAGCUCAAGAACCCUUGGAUGGACGAGAUUCACGAUUUCCCAGUUCAAGUUCCCAGAGUGGCCACCAUUAACUAAUUAAUUAAUUACUAGUAGUAUAUAUAUUAUGAGCUGAGAUUUCUUCAAUUCUAAUAUUCCAUCAAGAAUGUAUACAUAUAUCCUACAUGCCUGUCUAGCUUGAAUCAAUCAAUUUCUUAUAUAUUCCCUAUAUAUUACGGAGUACUUUGUAUUCAUUAGUCCUAAGGUUAAUUAAUUACUUGGCAUUUAAGAAAAAAGGGGAAUCGAAGAUUGAACCCGUCUGUGUAGCCAACCCGCUACUUGAAUUAUAUUGGAGAAUGCAUGCCAUGGAAGAAAACAAGUUACAUUUCUCUCAAAAAAAAAACAAGUUACAUUCCUUAUACUUAAAGUCUAGCUCUCUCAAUACUAGAUUACUAGCUCUUAUAUUUUUAUCAUUAGGUGCAUAUAUGUACGUAUAUUAUAACAAUGAGAUUCAUAGUUGCUACAAGCUAAGCUAUUCCAUGUUGCUACAACAUGUACGUAUACUCAAAACACUUUGC
Messenger RNA from Cuscuta epithymum, 2267 nucleotides. The record is from the annotation of a GenBank genome assembly. Lineage: Eukaryota; Viridiplantae; Streptophyta; Magnoliopsida; Solanales; Convolvulaceae.